This is a messenger RNA of Camelina sativa (false flax), 608 nucleotides long. The record is from RefSeq and is a predicted model, not a curated record. Lineage: Eukaryota; Viridiplantae; Streptophyta; Magnoliopsida; Brassicales; Brassicaceae.
UCAAAGGGAUAUAAAUUCUCUAAUAAAUAAAUAAAAAAGUAAACCCUUCCGGCGGAGAAGGGAGAGAGAGAGAGAGGGAGAGAUCGAAUGGGGAUAAUAAAGAGCUGCUUCUCGUUCAUGGUGGGAUCAGCUUUUGGGGUGUACUUGGCACAGAACUACAACGUUCCUAAUAUUCGGAAGCUCACAAACACUGGUAUCGUUGUCGCCAAGCACGUCGAAGAGAACUACCGUAAACCCAAAAAAGACGAUCCCCAAUGAUUUUGAUUUCUUCGUCCUAAGUACUAAGAUUGAAAUUUGAAGGUGAGCUGUAGAGAGAAGAAUGUGGAGGUGGUGUUGGUGCUAAGCAUAGAUUUGAUUUCACUAGCAAGUUCUGGAUCCCAUGGAAGUCCUCAGAGGCUUUACUAGUGGUCUUGCUUUCAUUCUUGUUUGAUUACUGACAGCUUUAGGAGAUUUUACUAAAUUCAUCAUUAAUGUAUAAAGAUGAUCUAAUAAUAACUUCCAUCCCAGCCAACAACAUACAUCUUUGUUACCUUGUCGAUGAUUAAAUGGUCAUUGUAUUAUUACUCCUUCUUCUUCUUCUUUACUCAAGAGAUUCACUGUUUUGAUUC